CAAAAAAAAAAAAGCAGAGACAGACUGCAGACAGACGCUUGGGAGUUUGGAAUCAUUUUUUCCUCGUCUAUAUCGCAUCAUAUACAAAAACGCAAACAGGAACGGAGAAAAAGUAAAUAGAAAAACCCUUCUUACUUCCUUUUCCACUCUUCAGUCUCUCACCAAACCCCUGCCUUCCUCUGUAUCUCUCUUGUAUUGGUUUUCUCAGUGCCUCUGAUCGAUCCCCUUCUCCGUCCAUAUCCAUAUCCAUAACCAUGGCUUCGCUGUCAAAGCUUUCCAAUCCAAACCCUGCUGCUGCUUCUGUAUCGUCUUCCUUCCGCACUAGAUCUUCCCACCCCAAGUCUUUCAUCGGUUUCCGCUCCCUUACCAAUUUCCACGCCAAACUUUCAUCUUCUAAUCUCUCUUUUCCCUCCGCCUCCGAACCCAAACCCUCCUUGAUCGUUCGAUGCUCCCAAGUGGAUGGUAACGGAAGUUCAGCCAAGAGAACAGUGCUUCAUGAUCUCUAUGACAAGGAAGGCCAGAGCCCGUGGUACGAUAACCUCUGCCGACCUGUUACCGAUCUGCUUCCUCUCAUUGCUAGUGGUGUCAGGGGUGUUACUAGCAACCCUGCGAUUUUCCAGAAAGCAAUAUCAUCCUCAAAUGCUUACAACGACCAGUUCAGGGAACUUGUACAAUCAGGAAAAGACAUUGAAUCUGCAUAUUGGGAACUUGUGGUGAGGGACAUUCAAGAUGCCUGCAAGCUUUUUGAACCAAUUUACGAUCAAACAAAUGCUGGGGAUGGCUAUGUUUCUGUUGAAGUGUCUCCAAGACUCGCUGAUGACACUGAAGGGACUGUCGAGGCUGCAAAAUGGUUACACAAAGUGGUUGACCGCCCCAAUGUGUACAUAAAGAUACCUGCUACAGCUCCAUGCAUCCCUUCUAUUAAGCAAGUUAUUUCACAUGGCAUAAGUGUCAAUGUGACUCUUAUAUUCUCUCUGGCUAGAUAUGAAGCAGUUAUUGAUGCUUACUUGGAUGGCCUAGAGGCUUCUGGGCUAAAUGAUCUCUCCAGAGUAACUAGUGUUGCUUCCUUUUUUGUCAGUAGGGUAGACACCCUUAUUGACAAGUUGCUUGAGAAGAUUGGAACACCUGAGGCCCUUGACCUCCGAGGAAAGGCUGCGGUAGCUCAAGCAGCUUUAGCAUAUCAGCUCUAUCAGAAGAAAUUCUCAGGUCCAAGAUGGGAGGCUUUGGUGAAGAAAGGUGCCAAGAAGCAGAGGCUGCUUUGGGCCUCAACCAGUGUGAAGAAUCCUGCCUACCCAGACACCUUAUAUGUUGCUCCCCUCAUUGGACCUGACACGGUGUCAACAAUGCCUGACCAAGCUCUGCAAGCUUUCAUCGAUCAUGGUGCAAUCUCAAGGACUAUUGAUUCAAAUGUAUCCGAGGCUGAAGGCAUCUACAGCGCACUUGAGAAGUUGGGAAUAAACUGGAAUGACGUGGGUAUUCAACUGGAAGAUGAAGGAGUAGAUUCAUUCAAGAAGAGUUUUGACAGCCUGCUGGACACCCUCCAAGAGAAAGCAAACUCUCUGAAACUGGUGAGCCUGUAAGGCAUUGAGGUUUAGUUUGAAGAUGCGAUUGCUGAGCCUACAAAAGCCUGAAGGUUGGAUAAUUAUGGGUAUUUCUCAGUGAAUGUGAAUUAAUAAUAAUAAAAAACUGGCGGGGGUUCAGGGUUGGGAUGGUUGCUGUAAAUGUAGCUUUGAGUGCUAUGUAAGACAUUUAACUGAUAUAUGAUUUGAGAUUGUGGCAGCUCCAUUUUCAA
Messenger RNA from Ziziphus jujuba (common jujube), 1792 nucleotides. RefSeq lists its product as uncharacterized. Gene Ontology annotation, cellular component: cytoplasm; intracellular anatomical structure. Gene Ontology annotation, biological process: pentose-phosphate shunt; carbohydrate metabolic process. NCBI's taxonomy places the organism in Eukaryota, Viridiplantae, Streptophyta, Magnoliopsida, Rosales, Rhamnaceae. The transcript has 7 exons. The coding region runs from base 255 to 1580 and encodes 441 amino acids. The record is from RefSeq and is a predicted model, not a curated record. Gene Ontology annotation, molecular function: transaldolase activity.